AUGCAAGAUUAUCCCAACUACAAAUACCGGCCCCGGCGGAAAAAGCAGGUCAAGCGGAUCUGCAAGCGGGUGGACCCCGGGUUUUUGCUGGGCAGCCUGACACGGGACCAGAACGCGGUGCCGGAGAAGCGGAACUGCGGCCGCGUUGGGGGGGAGAAAGAGGGGCUGGGUGAGUACCCCCCUGCUCCGGGGCUGCCAUCCAUCCGGGCAUACCGGGAUGCCCCAGACAGCGGCAGCAGCACCAACGUGGACACCUACCGUGGGGUGCAAAGCCUGAAGGGGUCCCGCACCCCGUGGGACACACACCCAUGUGCACACCCUGCCACCCCUCAGCCCAGCCUGAGAAAGAGCUGCCCAAAUUGCAACACAGCUUUGCUGUCCAGCCUCUUACCCAAAUCCUGGAAGGCUCUGAGCCUCUCACAGAAGCGUCCCUAUGUGGAGGAGGCUGAGCGGCUGCGGGUGAAGCACAUGCAAGAUUAUCCCAACUACAAAUACCGGCCCCGGCGGAAAAAGCAGGUCAAGCGGAUCUGCAAGCGGGUGGACCCCGGGUUUUUGCUGGGCAGCCUGACACGGGACCAGAACGCGGUGCCGGAGAAGCGGAACUGCGGCCGCGUUGGGGGGGAGAAAGAGGGGUUGGGUGAGUACCCCCCUGCUCCGGGGCUGCCAUCCAUCCGGGCAUACCGGGAUGCCCCAGACAGCGGCAGCAGCACCAACGUGGACACCUACCCCUAUGGGCUGCCCACCCCCCCAGAGAUGUCUCCUCUGGAUGCCAUAGACCCUGAGCAGAGCUUCUUCUCCUCGCCCUGCCCUGACGAACAUCACCGCUCCCACCUUGCUGGAGCCACCUACUCCCCGGAAUACACAGGCACCUCCCUCCCAUGCAACCACCACCCUCUCAGCUCCCUGCCACAGCCGGCCACCUGCAUGAUCCCCCCAGCCACAAGCUGCCCUUCCCUUCCUCCUCCUCCUCCUCCCAGCUACUACACACCCGCCUUCCCCUCCUUGCACACCCCCAGCCUCCAUGCCCACCUGGGCCAGCUCUCCCCACCACCUGACCACCACAGCUUUGACACUUUGGACCAGCUGAGCCAAGCCGAGCUCCUGGGGGAGAUGGACCGCAAUGAGUUCGACCAGUAUCUCAACAACCCCAGCCAUGGCGACCAUCACGGCGGGGUCUUGGCCAACGGACAGGUCCCCACGUCCGGCAGCUCCCACGCCUCCGAGACCAGCCUCAUCUCCGUCCUCGCCGAUGCCACGGCCACCUACUACAAUAACUACAGUGUCUCUUAG
Molecule: messenger RNA, 1290 nt
Organism: Chaetura pelagica (chimney swift)
Lineage: Eukaryota; Metazoa; Chordata; Aves; Apodiformes; Apodidae
Product: transcription factor Sox-7-like
Exons: 3
Coding region: 1-1290 (429 amino acids)
Biological process (GO): cell differentiation; regulation of DNA-templated transcription; anatomical structure morphogenesis
Molecular function (GO): DNA-binding transcription factor activity, RNA polymerase II-specific; RNA polymerase II cis-regulatory region sequence-specific DNA binding
Source: RefSeq, a predicted model, not a curated record